This is a messenger RNA of Lycium barbarum (goji berry), 1941 nucleotides long. RefSeq names its product U3 small nucleolar RNA-associated protein 18 homolog. Gene Ontology annotation, cellular component: small-subunit processome; Pwp2p-containing subcomplex of 90S preribosome. Gene Ontology annotation, molecular function: protein binding. Lineage: Eukaryota; Viridiplantae; Streptophyta; Magnoliopsida; Solanales; Solanaceae. Gene Ontology annotation, biological process: rRNA processing. Bases 148 to 1734 code for a protein of 528 amino acids. The transcript has 2 exons. The record is from RefSeq and is a predicted model, not a curated record.
GAGCCCAAUUUCCUAUUGCAUUGCUAAAGAAGAGAAAAAUAAACAAAAAGAAAACCCUAAUUAGAACCACCAAAAACCCUUCUCUGAGCUGACAUUUGCUCCUCGCCGCCACUCACCGCAAUCACUCUUGAUAGCGUUAUUCGGAAAAUGGCGAGUUUAUUAUCACAGAAUAUAACUCAAUCAAUCGGGGAUGAAAAGUCUAAAAGCGAGAAAAAAGUUAAUAGGAAGAGAAAGAAAGAAGAGAAUAAAGAAGUAGAAGUCGAGGAGGAGAUGGAAAUGAAAAAGCUUGAGAACUUAUUGUUCGGUUCCUUAUAUAACCCUGUUGGUUUCGGGAAAGACGAUGGAGGAGACGAUUCUGCUAUGUUCUUUGUGGACCGGGUCGCGGAUAGUGCGUUGUCUGUUUAUGAGGGGGAACCACAGGUGGUGCAAGAAGGUAUGGCGGAAGUGGAGAAAGAGCGGAAACCUGUGUGGGUAGAUGAAGAAGAAGAGAAGACUAGUAUAAAAAUAGCGAGUGUGAACAGAUUGAGGAAGCUGAGGAAAGAAGAGGGCGAGGAUGUGAUAUCUGGUUCGACGUACGUGGAAAGACUAAGGGCUCAACAUGCUAAACUUAAUCCAGGCACCGAAUGGGCCCGAAUUGAUUCUCAAGGGAGAAGCUAUAGUUCUGAUGAAGAUUCUGACGAUGAAGGUAAACAUACUGAGGGCUUAUUGGCCGAUGAUAUUCUUCAAUCAAACGAAGAUCUUGUUGUCAAAAGUCGCACGAAAUUGUUACCUGGGCUUCUUGAAUAUUCGAGACUGGUUGAUGCAAAUGCAGUUGAUCCAUCAAAUGCACCGAUAAAUUCUGUUGAGUUCCACAGGAAUUCUCAGUUGCUCCUUGUUGGUGGAUUGGAUAAAAAACUCAGGUUUUUCCAGAUUGAUGGGAAACGUAACACGAAGAUACAAAGCAUCUUUCUUGAGGAUUUUCCAAUUAAAAAGGCGUCUUUUUUGCCCAAUGGGUCUCAAGUUAUUGUAUCAGGAAGAAGAAAGUUCUUUCAUGUACUAGACUUGGUCAAAGCAAGUGUAGAUAAAGUAGGUCCUCUAGUUGGCAGGGAAGAAAAGAGCCUUGAAAGUUUUGAGGUUUCUCCUGAUUCAGGUACAAUUGCUUUUCUUGGUAAUGAAGGAUAUAUUUUGCUAGUUUCCUCCAAAACAAAGGAGCUAAUUGGGACACUAAAAAUGAACGGAACUGUACGCUCCGUGACAUUCACUGAUGACGGACGACAAUUACUGAGCUCUGGUGGAGAUGGACAGAUUUACCAUUGGGAUUUGAGAACAAGGACUUGCAUUCAUAAAGGUGUAGAUGAAGGAUCCAUAAAUGGUACAGCUCUUUGUGCUUCGCCAAAUGGAAGUUUGUUUGCUUCUGGUUCAGACAGUGGAAUCGUAAAUAUUUAUAACAGACAAGAGUUUUUAGGGGGAAAGAGAAAACCAAUCAAGGCAAUUGAGAAUCUGACCACGAAAGUGGAUUUUAUGAAAUUUAACCAUGAUGCUCAAAUAUUAGCCAUCAGUUCUAGCAUGAAGAAAAACAGCUCAAAGCUAAUUCACAUUCCAUCAUUUACAGUUUUUUCAAACUGGCCCUCUGCAAAUCGGGCUGUGCACUAUCCUCGCUGCUUGGAUUUUAGUCCUCACGGAGGAUUCAUGGCUACGGGAAAUGCUGAAGGAAAAGUGUUACUGUACAAGUUGCAUCAUUACCAUGAUGCAUAGUUAGUUUGGAUACUGUUGGCAUUAUGAGCCAGAAAUGUUUUUGUUAGUGUAGUAUGAGUUCAAAGGCAUGAUUUAUUUUUUUCCCUUUCAGUUUUCUGAUGUAAUAGUAUUUUUCCAUGUAUGGCAAGAUUAUAUCUAUGAUUUGGUUAAUUUUGGUAAGGAGCUUUCUCCUCUUAUUUUUAACACAGAAUUCCUCUGUUGGCCUUC